AUGCUCGCCACGCUCUCGAUCGCGCUUUCCGCCGCCCUGCCGCACCCUCUGCCGGGCCUGUCCCUCAACGCGACCGCUCGCUACACUGCCGGAAUACUCAAGGUCACCUCGCCCGUCGGAGACUGCUCCGUCUUCCAUGCGCACGUCGAGCAUGAGGACAAGUCCACCCCUCUGAUCGCGUGGAUGAACGGCGGCCCGGGCGCCUCCUCUCUGAUGGGCUUCUUCACCGAGCUUGGCCCGACGCUUCUCAACCUCCAGUCCGUGCCGGCCGCCGGCGCAUUCUCCCUCGACGCCUCCGACGGCUGGCGGCCCUUCUCGAACCCGCACGCGUGGAGCCGGCUCGGCUCGCUCCUGGUGUGGGAGCAGCCCGCCGGCGUCGGCUUCUCGCGCUGCCUCGGCGGCUGCCCGCGCGUGUGGAACGACACCACCUCGGCGCUCGCGAACCUCGCCACGCUCAGAGCCUUCUACGCCUCGCAGCCGGCCGAGGCUUCGCGCAGCCUGGUCCUCGCCGGCGAGAGCUACGGCGGCAUCUACGUGCCACUGCUGGCGCAGCUGGUCCUGCGCGACGCAAGCCUGCGGGCCAGAGGCGUGGCGCUCGCCGGCAUCGCCGUCGGAAAUGGCUGCGUCGGCUACGGCGUCGAGGGCGGCUGCGGCCUCGACUCGCUCGACAUCUUUGUCUCGACGCUCGAGCGACUUGCGCCCGGAGUCAGCAGGGCCGCCAUCGCCACCGCGCGGUCGAAGCAGCCCGGCCAGCUCUCGCGCGGGUGCGCGGCGGCGGUGUCGGCCCUCUUCGUCGAGGUUGGCGAGUACAACCAGUACCACUGGUCCUCCCCUUGCGGCCCCGACGGGCAAGGCAACUGGGGCGACGGCUCGGCCUUCGCUUGCGAGCCGCCGCUGGCGUGGGAGAGCUGGGACGGCGACUCGCCCUACUACCACAUCACGGAGGCGGACGCACAGCCAGUCGACCUAGAUGCGGAGCCCGCCUACCGCGACCUCCUCGCCGCGGGGGUGCCCACCCUCAUCUACUCGGGCCUCGCAGACACGGGCGAGCCGGACGUCGGCGCCGAGCGGUGCGUGCCGACGGAGCCGCGGCGCAAGUGGGGCGCUCCGCCGCGCUACGAGUUUGCUGGCCACGUCGAAACGUACGCGAGCGGGCUCACGUUCGCCACUGUCGCGGGCAGCGGCCACCUUGUUCCGGCCGCUCGCGAUUCGUACAAUGAUGAAGGGGAGCGACUGCCCGCGUACAAGGGCGCGGCGUGCAAGCGGCUGUGGCUCGGCCGGCACUAUGCGGACUGGUGCGACUCGCCGCCGCAGCAGCCGGCGGCGGUGGCGCCUGGCGCGCACUACCACCCGAGGAUCGCUGCGUGA
Molecule: messenger RNA, 1368 nt
Organism: Emiliania huxleyi CCMP1516
Lineage: Eukaryota; Haptophyta; Isochrysidales; Noelaerhabdaceae
Exons: 6
Coding region: 1-1368 (455 amino acids)
Biological process (GO): proteolysis
Molecular function (GO): serine-type carboxypeptidase activity
Source: RefSeq, a predicted model, not a curated record